Peronospora farinosa is the source of this 3141-nucleotide messenger RNA. Lineage: Eukaryota; Oomycota; Peronosporomycetes; Peronosporales; Peronosporaceae. The record is from the annotation of a GenBank genome assembly.
AUGGUGGAUAAGGACCAGCACGCACGUCGCUUGCAAUUGCUCUCGGCGCGCAAGUCCGCACUCGUUUCAGCGGGUGGCGUGAACGCGCGUCGACUAGUACUGCAUCGACGGGUUUCAAAGGAAAAAGAAAAAGAAAAAGAAGAAGAGAUAGAGCCUAAUAAUGAGUGUGGAAACCUCUUUUGUAGGCAGAUUUUAGUAAAUCGGUAUGCUAAAUUCUGCGAAGAUAAGCCUAUAUGUCAGCGUUAUCGGGCACUGAAAUUGCAGUGCCUGGCUAAUGCGCAGGCAGAAGAGGAUGAGGAAGACACUGUACAAGGGUCGUCGGCUUUAUCGUCAGGUAAGCAUGGGCUGCAUACGAAAAAGCAGAAGACAAUUACAUUACCACUAGUGCGGCAAUCUACUGAAAUCAGUAAUGAUGCCGAAAUUGGAAGCGAAUUGUACAUUUCUCGGAUAAAGAGACGCCGGGUAAGCGUAGAUAACGCCUCGGCUCGCUCCGCACCGUCGUCUCCUAUAGGUGCUGUUUCUGUGGCUUCCGCAGGUAUCACGAAUUGGAGAAUUCCCAGGGAAAAGCCAGCUCAAGCAAGGACCUCAGCGCAGGCAAUGAGGAGAAAGAUGAGUGUGGAUCUUGUGCCUCUUGGCGUUGCCAACCGAACUAGCUUUGCUGGUGGAAGAUACGUACAAAACGGAAAUCGGUCCGCUGUGCAAUCAUUGAGGCCCUUAGACCCGCGGCCAAGACCCCCAAGUAAGACCAAGCUUCCGGCACCUGCAGUAUCAGCAGCACCCACUUCUGCAUUAGUUCUUAAUGCGUCGUCCAGACCUGCGCAGAGAACAGAACAAACAGCGCUAUCACACACUCAAAGACCGAAUCCAACGCUACCUCCUCAGGAUGCUAUGUUGGCCCCGUCGGAGCCUCAGCAAACAGCUAGAGCCUUCACGCCCGUAGCACCGCCGGUGAAAUCUCCCACAAUAAGAUAUGUCCCAAGUUCACUCACCACAACUGUAGUGCCUGACAUUACACGGAUUUCGACCACCGAUUAUCUAAAGUGCAAGAGAGGUGAUAAUGGACGACAUCUACCAGGACAACAGACGAAACACCGACCAUCGCGAUCUUCGUCGAUUGAACGCUCUGGCAGCUCAAGUGAUGAUCGUGCUUCAAGAUUUCUGCCAGCUACCGCCUAUCCGACGAGCCCGCCCGGAUGCCAUCGCAUUGAUAGUGCCCCACUGUCAUCGUACACGGUAUCUUUCUCCGCUGUAGAUCCACGUAGACAGCAUUUUGAAGGUGAAGGAAGACACCAGCGAUCGCAUCUCGGUUUAGAGGAAAACAAAAUGAGGUACCGAGAAAGAUCGGAGGCCCGCGGCGAGUGUGAAUGGUCCACGUCUGCGAUGCGGGAAGCUGCGAAUUUCCCGCCAUCACGUGAUCAUUAUCCUUUCCGGCAUCAGGAUCUAUCUGAGACUGGUUUUAGCAGUAGUGACAACAACUACGCAUUCGAUACAAAUGUUGACUCAGCUUCAUCUUUAGCAGAACCCUCAUACUGGAGAGGACCCACGCAGGAAGAGCUUCCGCCACCUCAACGUGUCCCGAGUACUCGCCAAAGUGAGCAGCAUGUACAUAACAAACGGAAAAACUCUACUUACGACGGUUUGGAGAAAGAUGUUCCAACAUUCUCACACAAGGAGAAUUUUCUACCACGUUUGCUGUCAGUGUUUGUUAAAAAGUUGCCCCAGUCGCUGGAAGCAGUGUUCAACGUAACAAAGAAGCCGAGAAAGAUGAAUUGGUACGUUACGUACGUCAAGCGAAUUGAGCACAUUUGCAAAGCAUUUGACCUCCAUGUGAAGUUCGAUGGCUUGACAGCAGCGGUGACUGUGCGAGGCCGUGAGUGGCUUACGUUGCAGAGUACGUCUACGGUGUCACUGCAUCUCAAUGUCAUCAAAAGCAUACGGGCCGAGGCGGUGACGUGGUUAAGGUUGAGUGAGGAGAUGGAGUCGGCUUUUGAUUACUACAAAGGUGUGUAUGGCAACCAAGUAAACAAAAGCAUUUCCUUUCUUCGUGCUUGGAACGAAUUGAAGCACAAGGAAAAUUAUAUCUCGCUACCAAGAGAGACUAAUUACUUUUGUGGUGCACGACUCCAUCACUGGAAUUUUGUUGUCGGAAAGGUAGAAAUCGGGAGUGGCAGCCACGAAGAGAAGCGCGAGGCAUUCCGUUUAGCCACUGUGAGCGCGCUAAAUUUUCUGUUGAGCAUACGUCGUCGUGAGCGUCCUCCUGCCGAGGGUAUCGUGGAGGACGCUCUGCUCAGCGCUAAAGGACACCAUCGAAGCUCAAGCCGCGAGUCAUCCUUGGGCGAUAGAACACGCGCCUCUCCUGCUACCGAGACCGAAAAUGGUUCAUCUUUCGCAUUGCCCUCUGCUGAGCUUCCAUCUUCAAUUGAGCCACUUCCACGUGCAGAACAGCCGUCUUCUGUCGUGCGACCUACCGAGCAUCGUACGGUGGCUCGUAAUCCUGAGGAGACGAAGACACCUUUUCACGUCAAGCAAUCAAUUACUAAUAGGCUACAGCUUUCUGCUGACGCACCUUUAACUGACGAGCCACAUUUUGGAAGAUCAACCUCUUCCAUGAAUGUUGAACGCACAGAGAAAGCAACUGAAUUGAGCUCACCGGUAAUCAUUUCUAACAGCAGUCAUAAGGUGGCAGAGGCUGCGGAACGAAGUGAUACGUGCGAUGAGCUGACCAUUACAGAUGCAAGCAACAUGAGUGCAUUGACUACAGCACGAUCGCCGCUUCGAUCGAAAAUAAUACCACUGAAUGCCCCUACAAGUUCACCUGGGCCUGUUGCUAAACUCGCAGCUUCUACCACACUAGCUACCACACCACCACUCUCUACUCCGGCAGAAGAAAUAUCUACACCUUUGACCACUGAGGCGGAACGUAAAACACCCGUGGCGAUGCUCGCGACGACAGUGGCAACAUUUGGUGUCUCUGCAGCUAAGGCCACCUCAGCAAUGCAGACCAACGCAAUACUACCUUCACGGCGGUGUAUGAUGUGCGAGAUGAUUCGUAUGCGAAACCCGGAUAGUGAGCGAUGCUUGCGCUGCCAGCAGAACGAUGCACCAGCAAACGGGGUACUUCGUACCUUGUGUGGGCCUUGA